GCUCUUUUAUGGAAAGUUUUCAUGCUCCCACUGGCGCAAAGUGUACAUUUGCGGAAAGCCUUAUAAUGGGCGGGCAGCCCAGCCCUAAAAAGUAGGGUCUAGACUACAAACUGUGGUCCGAGGGCCAGUACCGGUCUGCUUUUUCUUGUUCUUUUUCAUUUGGUUUUGGCUUGGCCCAGUCCAGAUCAACCCUAAGUCCACACCACUGUGCUCCGAAAAAUUGCUUUCUGGGUCUAAACGUUUUGGCAAGUAAUAUAAGAAUGCAGUAUUUUUUUGGCUCUCCAACGGGAUUAUAGAAUUUCCUAUAAAAAAAAUCAUUCUAAGAGGGUCAUUUUCCUAAGGAAGAAAAUGUCAAAUUUGCUCCUACAGGAGCAAAGCAAACGCCCUCUUUCUUACUUUUUCUGCUAGAUCUUAGGAGUAUGAUCCAUCUUGGGACCACACAAACUGGAACCCUUUCAGGCUUUUGAAAGUAUGUGGGAAAGGUCGCUGAUAAUAGAGGCAAGACCAGCAUGGGCCUCCAUCCCUGCCCCAUAACAACUCCUUGACCCCCACAAAUGCAUUACUAAUAUUACCUAUUAGGAGGCAGAAGGAAGUUGGGGUGUUUCAAUGGCCCAUGUCCUAGUUGCCACCAUGCCAAUUGCUAGUAUAUCUCAAACAGGUAAAUUAGGGAUAUUCCAUUGGAGAAAUAGCAAUGGAAUGAAAGAGAAGAGAGUGAUUAUGAAGGGAUUUCAAGACAAGAGAUGGAGAAAUGGGACCUCAAAAUGUUUGCUGAUAAAGAUGGCAAAAUGGACUGGCAUGCUCUCAUCAAGGCUGGCUAGGCGAAGGAAGAUGCUGGAAGUUAAUCCGGAACCGUCAUUGAACGAGGCUCCUGUACUCUUCAACACUUCUAUUAUACCAUGGUGGGCUUGGUUCACAGCAUCUCUCCAGCCCAGCAAAGAAUUAUCGAAUGGUGGUAGCACUAUGGUCGGAUUCUUCAUGGCGUAUUACAUUGUGGAGGCUUUAAGGGGAGUGGGUAUGAUGGGACAGACUAUCCAUGAUAUGCCCAUGAAUCUCUUAUUUGCAAUCCCUGUCAUUCUUCUCUUAAUCCCCCAAACCCAAAAGCUUGGGGCUCUUCAAAAGUGGAGUCGGAUGCCAUACAAGAAAUCACAAACAAAAGAAUCGGAGUAAAUGUUUAUGUUUCUUAACAAUCAUCAUCAUGGUCAAAGCUUUUUUUCAAUUAAUUGGGGUCGGCUACUAAAAAAGUGCCUUUGUUUGUCACUUGUGUGUGUACUUUUUCCUCUUUUGUGAAUAUGAGGAAACAAUUUGGUGAAUCAAA
Molecule: messenger RNA, 1315 nt
Organism: Amborella trichopoda
Lineage: Eukaryota; Viridiplantae; Streptophyta; Magnoliopsida; Amborellales; Amborellaceae
Source: RefSeq, a predicted model, not a curated record